Messenger RNA from Zeugodacus cucurbitae (melon fly), 1986 nucleotides. RefSeq names its product T-complex protein 1 subunit eta (gene CCT7). The record is from RefSeq and is a predicted model, not a curated record. Gene Ontology annotation, molecular function: ATP binding; ATP-dependent protein folding chaperone; ATP hydrolysis activity. The transcript is spliced from 6 exons. Lineage: Eukaryota; Metazoa; Arthropoda; Insecta; Diptera; Tephritidae. Bases 159 to 1784 code for a protein of 541 amino acids. Gene Ontology annotation, biological process: protein folding. Gene Ontology annotation, cellular component: chaperonin-containing T-complex.
CCUUUCUUCCAACGCACACAUUUCCAGCUGUCAAAAGUUUUGUUACUCAUCGCUGUCGCCAUCGUUGAAAUUAUAUUCGCCGCGUGAGAAAACCGCUGUUGCUAAUUUAAUAAAUAUUUUUUAAAGCAUUGAUUGUAUUAACAUCCCAUUAAUUAAAUAUGCAACCGCAAAUCGUACUUUUGAAGGAAGGUACUGAUACCUCUCAGGGCAAGCCUCAACUCAUAUCUAACAUCAAUGCAUGUCAAUCCAUCGUGGACGCUGUGCGCACCACAUUAGGUCCGCGCGGCAUGGACAAGCUAAUUGUUGAUUCUACGGGUAAGGCCACUAUUUCAAACGAUGGUGCCACAAUUAUGAAGCUUUUGGACAUUGUUCAUCCCGCUGCAAAAACACUUGUAGAUAUAGCUAAAUCUCAAGAUGCUGAGGUUGGUGAUGGCACAACGUCAGUUGUACUUUUGGCAGGUGAAAUUUUGAAACAAGUCAAACCUUUUGUGGAAGAAGGUGUGCAUGCUCGAAUUAUUAUCAAAGCAAUUCGCAAAGCUCUACAGUUGUGCAUGACCAAAAUUAAUGAAAUGGCGGUCCAUGUUGAGGAACAAUCAAAAGAACAACAACGAGCAUUAUUGGAAAAGUGUGCUGCCACAGCAAUGUCUUCAAAAUUGAUUCAUCAACAGAAAGAUUUCUUCUCAAAAAUGGUGGUAGACAGCGUACUCUCCUUGGAUGAGUUGUUACCUUUGAAUAUGAUUGGCAUUAAAAAGGUAUCUGGUGGAUCAUUGGAGGAAUCAGAACUUGUAUCUGGAGUUGCCUUUAAAAAGACAUUCUCUUACGCUGGUUUUGAAAUGGCACCUAAAUCAUACAAAAAUUGCAAAAUAGCUCUAUUAAACAUUGAAUUGGAACUAAAAGCCGAGCGCGAUAAUGCUGAAGUGCGAGUAGACAAUGUUAAAGAGUACCAGAAAAUCGUUGAUGCAGAGUGGCAAAUUUUAUACAAAAAACUCGACAAGAUACACGAAUCUGGGGCCAAUGUUGUAUUGUCCAAACUACCAAUUGGUGAUGUUGCAACACAGUAUUUCGCAGAUCGUGACAUGUUCUGUGCUGGUCGUGUGCCAGAAGAAGAUUUAAAGCGUACAAUGAAGGCUUGUGGAGGCGCUGUUAUGACCACUGCCAAUGACAUAAAUCCAAGUGUAUUGGGUCUUUGUGAAUAUUUUGAAGAACGUCAAAUUGGAGGAGAACGAUUCAACUUUUUCCAAGGUUGCCCUAAUGCCAGAACAUGCACAUUGAUUUUACGCGGAGGAGCCGAACAAUUCCUUGAAGAAACUGAACGCUCAUUGCAUGACGCUAUUAUGAUUGUGCGCCGUACAAUAAAACAUGACUCUGUAGUUGCUGGUGGUGGUGCUAUUGAAAUGGAACUGUCUAAAAUUCUCCGGGAAUAUUCACGAACCAUCGCUGGAAAGGAGCAACUUCUGAUCGCCGCCAUUGCCAAAGCUCUGGAGAUUAUUCCACGUCAGCUGUGCGACAAUGCUGGUUUUGACGCUACUAACAUUUUGAACAAGCUUCGGCAAAAACAUGCCCAAGGCGGUCAGUGGUAUGGCGUCGAUAUCACCAAGGAGCAUAUUGCCGACAACUUCGAUCAGUGCGUGUGGGAGCCAUCGAUUAUUAAGAUCAACGCUUUGACCGCUGCUGCCGAGGCUGCCUGUAUGAUACUCUCAGUCGAUGAAACCAUUAAGAGCCCCAAAGCUGGCGAGAUGCCAAUGGCUGGGGGCAUGGGUCGCGGCAUGGGAAGGCCAAUGUGAGCGUAAUGUACUCGCAUUUAAAUACUUUGAAACCUCAUCAGAAAUUCACAUCAAAAGUCAUUAACGUCAAGAAGAAAGCUGAAUUCACAAGCUAACUGAUUCUUCAGUAAAAUCUUAAGUUUCUUUAAAAAAGUAUGGUAAUAAAAUAAUAGUUACUAAUAUCCAAUAAACUGUAUUAAAAUUGUUCUUCUAAAAUUUAAAA